Messenger RNA from Python bivittatus (Burmese python), 3569 nucleotides. RefSeq names its product SBDS ribosome maturation factor (gene SBDS). Gene Ontology annotation, biological process: ribosome biogenesis; cytosolic ribosome assembly. Lineage: Eukaryota; Metazoa; Chordata; Lepidosauria; Squamata; Pythonidae. The record is from RefSeq and is a predicted model, not a curated record.
ACGAAGCGGCGGAAGAGGCUCCCCUGUUGGUUUGCGUUUGCGUCCAUCGGCGGCGGGGACGGGACUGACCUAGUCGACGAACCGCGAGCGGGGCUGCUUCGCCGCUGUCAUGGCGAUCUUCACGCCGACUAACCAGAUUCGCCUGACCAAUGUGGCCGUCGUGCGGAUCCGGCGGGCGGGGAAACGCUUUGAGAUCGCCUGUUACCGGAACAAAGUCAUGGGCUGGCGGAGCGGCGCCGAAAAGGACCUUGAUGAAGUACUGCAGACACAUACAGUGUUUGUGAAUGUCUCCAAAGGUCAAGUGGCAAAGAAGGAAGACCUCAUCAAAGCUUUCGCCACAGAUGAUCAGACUGAAAUCUGCAAAACAAUCCUAGCCAAAGGGGAAUUGCAGGUCUCUGAUAAAGAGCGCCACACUCAGCUGGAGCAGAUGUUUCGUGACAUUGCAACCAUUGUUGCAGACAAAUGUGUGAACCCAGAAACCAAGAGGCCCUACACAGUCAUUCUUAUUGAAAGAGCUAUGAAGGAUAUACAUUAUUCAGUCAAGCCUGGGAAAAGUACCAAGCAACAGGCUUUGGAAGUCAUCAAGCAACUGAAGGAGACUAUGCAGAUUGAGCGGGCACACAUGAGGCUACGCUUCCUCCUGCCUCGGAAAGAAGGCAAGAGAUUGAAGGAGAAAUUGAAACCACUGAUCAAAGUAAUCGAAAGUGAGGAUUUUGACGAACAGCUGGAAAUUGUGUGCCUUGUGGAUCCAGGCUGCUUCCGGGAGAUUGAUGAAUUGAUCAGGUGUGAAACCAAAGGCAAAGGAACCCUUGAAGUUCUCAGCCUAAAAGAUGUGGAAGAAGGUGAUGAACGCCUGGAAUAAUUGGGUGCCUGUUGCUACCACUUCGCAAAGAUGUAUUAAAAGGCAUCCUAGAGUUGCCUCAUUGUGGAUUGACCUUUGCUUUUUUCAGUUUGAGGUUUUAUAUAAUUAUUACUAGUCCUCUGCCCCUUCCCCAAAUUUUGGUGGGUGGUAUCAAUUGAAGGUACCUUAUAAACACAUCUAGCCCUUAGAUUAUCUGAUAAUUGAGGGAUUUUACACUAAGUUUACUUCUGCUUUGGUUGUUUUGAGUAUAACUGCAAAAUGAGAGUUUUAUGUCAAGUGCCAAAAUGACCUUCCUUAAAAGCAAGGGGCUUCAAGGAAGGAACUGGCUGCAGUCUUCAAGAAUUAGCAGCAUGAGCUAGUAGCUGAGGUUUCCUCAAACAAGCACAGUAGUGUCUGGUUUUACCAGCAAGAUUUGUAAACUAAGAGAUAAACAGCCAUUGGUUGCUUUGUAUGAAGUGACUGCACAAAUAUAAUAUUGUCCUAAUUGCAGAAUAGCACGAUUCUGUGGAUUGUGAUUUACAGGCGAGAAGAGUUUAAUGGCCAUCCUUCCAGAGUCAGUCUUGGAAUUUGUUCUUGAGUUUGAUCCCAUUCAGGUGAAAGUAUAAAAAUACUGACACUAAAACCAGAAGUUGUUCAGAUAGUUUAUUUUGAAAAAAUUUUUUUACAAUAACUUAAUCUAGAAAAUAUUUAUUAAACAUUUUAAUUCAGGUAAAAGAACUACUUUGGCUCCAGUGAUAUAUUAGGCUUUUUUUGUUAUUAUUUGUUAUACUAAUUUAAUAUUUAGGAGUAAGCCAAAAGAACAGAUCAGUUCAUUGUCAACACAAAACUCUAGGGUGACUUUGAUUUCCUAUGAGUAAACUAAUAGGGGUGCUAUCAAGAAAAACAAAAGAAGUAUUGCCUGAUGUUUGUCAUUUCCUUAUAAUGCUUGGAAUUCAUAGUGCAAACUGUAUGAGAAUUCUUUGAGGAAAGCUGCACUUUUUACUUUCUCAGACACUGAGUGAGAACUUUAAAGUUGCCAUAUGUCAUAUAAAUAUUGAUGUACAACAUCACAAUCAUUUCUAUUGUAGAAUGUCAGACUUAAGUUUGGAAAUUCUUAGAUUUUACAAACGAGUUCUCUAAUGAAUGUAACUUAAACAAUUACAGCCUAAAAGCUGUUGUUAAUACACUGAGGAAGAUACCAAAGCAUAGGUGAGGGGAUACUUCCAUGAUGUCUGUCCAGGACCCUUUUUUUUUUUUUUUUUUAAGAAUAAGCACCUUCCAGCUAUCAUCCUAAUCCCCAGCCCACAAGGCUCAGUAGUUUUGUGUCAGUGACUAAUUCUUCAACUACAUGACUAACAAGAACUUCACGGUCUGUUACUCACUAAGUUUGUCUUUAUACAAAUAAACUUUACUGCUCUUCCUCUAGACUUUUUUCUGGUGAUAAGCAGUCUGAUUUCCUUAGCCUCGCUCUUUUGUGCCAUGGAUACAUGAAGUUACGUUUCUUGGUGGCUCCACUGUAUGUUGGCCAGCGGUGGGGGAGAGAGAAGACUUUAAAAAGAUCUGUGCCAGAUAUUAUAGCAGGAUCAUCUUUGAGUUGUAUUUCCCCUGAUCCUAUAGAUGAGCAGCAAACUACAGCGUGCUCUUCCAGAACCUCAUAAUUCCUUGGCUCCCCAUCAAGUAGCAAUUGGCCCAAAUUCAUGGAAGCCUUACUGUUUCAUCCAUAUAUUUAGUCCACCUUUUCCAGCCUGAGUGGCCUCAGUGUUUGCAAUCUCUAGAAUUUUCUAGCCAGCAUGGUCUUGACUAUGGAUGCUGGAGUAGAUAUCUACCAAUCCAGAGAAUUGAUAAAGGCUGUUUUAGUCCUCAUUGUAGGACCUAACUCAGUUCUGCAGCUGACUUCUAACUUCAUUAAGCAGAAUAUGAGAAACUAAGCAAUGGGGACAAAUGUUUUCUCUUUAAAAAAAAAAAAACUGAUUCUGGCACCAACCUUUUUUCCAGUGUCAUCACUAUUCCCCGUUACCUCCACAAUUCAGAAAUUGACUUCCAGUACCUAAUUCUUUUGUUUUUUUUAAGUGACACUAAAAAUAUAACCACAAUGCUGUAGUUCUGAGCGUCGGGGUAAAAAUGAUACUCUAAAGCUGCUUGACACCUGCUAACGUAAGAUAACCCUCCUGCCACCUGACCUGAGGAACAGAGGAUGAACUGAAAAAGUGGUGGCCAGGUGCCAUUUCAAUGGGACAGCUCACAAAGUAUGUAUCAAAUGCAUUCUGUUCAGAAGUUGGUGUUGUUCUCCUGGGUCAGGUACUACUGUACAAGCUUACACAGUAGAAAUGGCAGCUCUGUUGAAUAUCAGAUGGCUAGUUUUCUAUCUAGCCAUUUGAACCUUGUAUGUGCACAAUAUUGCAGGGAAGCAUGGUUGCUGUAACAGAAAAAAGAAUAUGAGCCAACUGUGAUUGGGAACCGCCAGUUGUAAUACAAACUGGAACCAAGUAAUUGAAGAACACCAGUGCCAAGAAAGCUCCAGCAGCAGUCUUCUGUUUAGGCUGGCUUGUAAGGGAAACCAAACCUAUUUCUAGCCUUGUUAAUUGGCUGAUUUUUCUGCCAUUUCAUUUCUCGCAGAAAGAGAAUAAGAAUUCUGAUGAAAGAUUAUGUUGCUUUGAAUUUUAAGAAAUGUAAAACACAGGCUUUUUAUUUAGAUACUGACAUUAAAAUAAGCUUAUUGUUACCUUUA